Messenger RNA from Chrysoperla carnea, 627 nucleotides. RefSeq lists its product as uncharacterized. The record is from RefSeq and is a predicted model, not a curated record. The transcript has a single exon. NCBI's taxonomy places the organism in Eukaryota, Metazoa, Arthropoda, Insecta, Neuroptera, Chrysopidae. Bases 82 to 528 code for a protein of 148 amino acids.
AUUGGAACCACAACAAAAAUCAUAACCUUACGUCUUUACAGUUUAGCCAGUUAGAUAAAAAUAAUAAAGAUUUUAACAAAUAUGAAUCGAAUUACAACAAAUUUAUUAUUACGUAAUAAUUUAUUCCAAAUCAGUAAACUUUAUGAGAGUACUAAGACAUCACAGAAUAUUAAAAAAUUGGUGGAAAAUAAUAAAGUCGUAGUAUUUAUGAAAGGUGUCCCAGAACAACCUCGAUGUGGUUUCAGUAAUGCUGUUGUACAAAUUUUACGAAUGCAUGGAGUAAAGUACGAUGCACAUGAUGUUUUAUCAGAUGAAAGUCUAAGGCAAGGUAUCAAAGAUUAUUCACAGUGGCCGACAAUUCCUCAAGUUUUUAUCAAUGGAGAAUUUGUUGGCGGCUGCGAUAUAAUGCUUCAAAUGCAUCAAUCUGGUGAUCUUAUUGAGCAGUUAGAAAAAGCUGGAAUUCGAAGUGCAUUAUUAGACGUAGAGAAAGUAGAAAAAACAACGAAAGGCGACAAAGAUAGUAAAUAAGUUAUUCAUUUUAGACUAUGCAAUUUUUGUGAUGUAAUUAAAGAUGUAAUUUAUGUUUAUCAAUGUAUAAAGUAUAUUGACAUUAAAACGAUGUUUUGA